Messenger RNA from Racocetra persica, 232 nucleotides. The record is from the annotation of a GenBank genome assembly. NCBI's taxonomy places the organism in Eukaryota, Fungi, Glomeromycota, Glomeromycetes, Diversisporales, Gigasporaceae.
AUGCCAAAGCUAAAGAAUUACAAAAAGAUUUGGAUGCUUCAAGAAUAUAAUAAUGAAAGGAGAGAGCAAGCCAAAAAAAGACGAAAGGAAGUUUCAGAUAUUCGAAGGGACAAUUUUGCUGAAAACGAUGUCUGGGCAGAGGAUUUUUUUACUGAAGAUAUCCAUGAUGUCUUUGCUAAAAAUAUCUUUAGCAAGGACAUAUUUGCUGAAAGUAAUGAAUUUGAUGAAGAAA